Chrysochloris asiatica (Cape golden mole) is the source of this 822-nucleotide messenger RNA. RefSeq names its product calcium binding protein 4 (gene CABP4). NCBI's taxonomy places the organism in Eukaryota, Metazoa, Chordata, Mammalia, Afrosoricida, Chrysochloridae. The transcript has 6 exons. Gene Ontology annotation, molecular function: calcium ion binding. The coding region runs from base 1 to 822 and encodes 273 amino acids. The record is from RefSeq and is a predicted model, not a curated record.
AUGGCCACGGGGCAAGCAGGGGACUGUCCUGACCCCCAGGAGCCCUCUGCAGGGGUGGUGGCUCCUGGGGGUGUUGCCAAGGGGCCAGCCUUGACCAGGAAGAGGAGCAAAAAGGAGAGGGGACACCGGGAGUCCCAGAAGGGCAAGGGUGGAGCUGGUGAGCAGACCCUUGUUCAGGGACAUGAGGGCCUGGGUAGUAGCAAGACAUCCCCUAGAACCAGGGAGGAUCAGGAAGGGUUACACUCUGCAGCCCCCUGGCUGCCUGCUCCUCACCACCAGUCCCACCGGCAUCGUCCUGACCCCCAGCAUGAAGCUGCUCAGAGGACUUACGGACCCCUGCUCAAUCGGGUAUUCGGGAAGGACCGUGAGCUGGGCCCUGAGGAGCUGGAUGAACUGCAGGUUGCCUUCCAGGAGUUCGACAGGGACAGAGACGGCUACGUGGGUUACCGUGACCUAGGUGCUUGCAUGAGGACACUGGGUUACAUGCCCACGGAGAUGGAGCUCAUCGAGGUCUCCCAGCACGUCAAGAUGCGCAUGGGUGGCCGCGUGGACUUCGAGGAGUUCGUGGAUUUGAUGGGCCCGAAGCUGCUGGACGAGACUGCGCACAUGUUGGGGUUGCCGGAACUUCGCAUUGCCUUCCGAGAGUUCGACAGGGACAGGGACGACCGGAUCACAGUGGCGGAGCUGAAGCAGGCAGUGCCCGCUCUACUCGGGGAGCCGUUGGCAGCUGCUGAGCUGGACGAGAUGCUCCGCGAGGUGGACCUGAAUGGAGAUGGCACCAUAGACUUCGACGAAUUUGUGAUGAUGCUCUCCGCCCAAUGA